Messenger RNA from Bactrocera latifrons, 585 nucleotides. RefSeq lists its product as uncharacterized. The record is from RefSeq and is a predicted model, not a curated record. Lineage: Eukaryota; Metazoa; Arthropoda; Insecta; Diptera; Tephritidae. Gene Ontology annotation, molecular function: nucleic acid binding. Bases 1 to 585 code for a protein of 194 amino acids. The transcript has a single exon. Gene Ontology annotation, biological process: DNA integration.
AUGMCACAGAAAGUAUUCAGCGACAACGCAACCAACUUUGUCGGCGCCGACCGCAAGCUGCGCGAGCUGAAGGAGGCGUUCCUAUCUCAAGCCCCAGAACUAAUGAUGUUCGCAGCCGAAGAAGGAUUCAGCUUCGGCCUUAUACCACCCAGGGCGCCGCACUUCGGCGGAUUAUGGGAGGCGGCCGUGAAGUCCGCCAAGCAUCUGAUCGUUCGCGCACUCGACAACGCUCUACUCACGACGGAGGAGCUCUCAACACUGGCCGAAGUGAAGGCCAUCUUGAAUUCUCGUCCCCUAGCACCAUUGGGACAGGACCCCAAUGACGGAGAAGCACUAACUCCAGCGCAUCUUCUAAUCGGUUGCCCUCUGCGAGCACUGCCACCAGCACAAGUGCCAACGGACCCAAUUCGUUGCUGCGAGAGAUGGCAACUUGUUUUCUGUCUCAAGCAACUGUUUUGGCGACAGUGGUCCAAAACCUACAUGACGGGGCUUCAGGAACGCAACAAAUGGCUGCACCCCGAACGCAACCUGCGGCCAGACGAUCUCGUCCUCGUUCACGAAGACAACGUGCCGCCGCAGCAGUAG